Messenger RNA from Miscanthus lutarioriparius, 684 nucleotides. The record is from the annotation of a GenBank genome assembly. NCBI's taxonomy places the organism in Eukaryota, Viridiplantae, Streptophyta, Magnoliopsida, Poales, Poaceae.
AUGGCGCAGCCUCCGGAGAGACCUGCUGCUGGGGCGCUCAUCUACGCCAUGGUGGCGCGGGGCACGGUGGCGGUGGCGGAGCACACGUCCUACACGGGCAACUUCCGGGACAUCGCCGCGCAGUGCCUGCACAAGCUGCCGGCGGGGAACAACCGAUUUACCUACACCUGCGACGGUCACACCUUCAACUUCCUCGUCAGCGACGGAUACGCAUUUUGCGUUGUCGCAACCGAGUCAGCCGGGCGGCAGAUUCCUAUGGCCUUCCUCGAGACGAUCAAGGAGGACUUCAACAAGAAAUAUGCAGGGGGCAAAGCAGCAACAGCUACAGCCAACAGUCUCACACGGGAUUUCGGGCCGAGGCUUAGAGAUCAGAUGCAGUACUGUACGGAUCACCCGGAGGAGGUGAGUAAGCUGUCCAAAGUGAAGGCUCAGGUCGAUCAAGUGAAAAGCAUCAUGAUGGAAAACAUUGACAAGGCCAUUGAUCGCGGAAUACAGAUCGAUGGGCUUGUCACAAGGACAGAGCAGCUCCACGAGGGGGCUGCUGAUUUCAGGCGGGAUGGCGCGCGGUUGCGGCGCAAGAUGUGGUACCAGAACAUGAAGAUGAAGCUCAUCGUUCUCGGCAUCAUCGUCGCGCUGAUCCUCAUCAUAAUCCUCUCAAUUUGCCAUGGCGGAUGCGGCAAGUGA